AAACACGUAAACAUAUGGAUAGAGAUAGAGAGAGAGAGAGAGAGAGAGAGAGAGAGACAGUGAAUAUGUAUAUAUAUGAGCGUGUGUUUGUGUAAACUAAUCCAAUGGUGUGUGUGACGAGUGUGUGUAUAUAUAAGAGGCUAGUUAGGGUUAAUUAAUCAGUAGUGAUCAUAGAGAUCGAAUAUCAGAAAUGGGAAAAGGAAGAGCUCCAUGCUGUGAUAAGAACAAGGUGAAGAGAGGACCUUGGAGCCCUCAAGAAGACCUCAAGCUCGUCACCUUCAUCCAGAAACACGGUCAUCAGAAUUGGCGUUCCCUCCCCAAGCAAGCUGGCCUUCUUCGAUGCGGAAAAAGCUGUCGUCUGAGAUGGAUCAACUAUCUGAGGCCUGAUGUGAAGAGAGGCAACUUCACAAAGGAAGAAGAGGAAGCUAUAAUGAAGCUCCAUGAGGUCUUAGGAAACAAGUGGUCAAAAAUUGCGUCGGAGUUGCCUGGUAGAACAGACAAUGAGAUCAAAAAUGUGUGGCACACCCAUUUGAAGAAGAAAUUAUUGAAGAACAGUUCAUCAAAUAACCUGCAGUCCAGUACUGAUCAAUCCAAGCAAGAAUCAUCCAUAACCUCUUCUUCUUCAUCUUCCUCAACUGAACACCAACCAGUGAUGACGACAGCAAUAACUCCUCAGAAAACUACAGACAAUAACGAGCAAAACUCCAAAGAAAACCUUAAGGAGUCCUCACCAAAUUCCUUUCAAUAUUCAACUGAUGAUCAAUUAUCAACACCUAUCUGCAAAUUACAAGACGAUGAUCAGCUGGAACUACUUGCAGCGGCAGGUUCUUUAUUGAAUCAAGAAGGACCAGAUUAUACUACAGUACUAAACGAGGUGAUUGACAAGGGAACUAAUAAUGAUGACAGUAUUAGUGGUUUGCUUGAAAUACCAUUGGAGGCAGACGAUGAUUUUUGGAACUUGUUGGAUGAUGACAACAUGGGAGGAGGAUCCUACGUAUCAAAUGAUCAUGGUCAUCAGGUUCAUUCAUCAGAUGCUGAAACUAUGAAGUGGAUCAGGGAGAUUGAGAAAGAUCUUGGAUUGGAACCUCACGCAUCAUCUGAUGAUCUUACCACAGGAUUGUGUGACGUAGACAUAUGGCCUGAUGGUAUUGCUGGUUUCUGAGUCUUGUAGGAUUUUGUUCAUUUACUAGCUAGCUAGUUUCAGACUAUAUUUUGUGUUUUUUUUUUUUUUUUGCCUUAGGUAUCCUAACUUUAUGAUAUACAUGUGGAUGAAUAUCUCUUUAGUGAAGAUGGGGCAUGAAGUGCUCUUAAUCAUCAUGAUGAUGUAUUAUAAUAUAUAUAGCAAA
Messenger RNA from Prosopis cineraria, 1346 nucleotides. RefSeq names its product transcription factor MYB58. The coding region runs from base 191 to 1162 and encodes 323 amino acids. The record is from RefSeq and is a predicted model, not a curated record. Lineage: Eukaryota; Viridiplantae; Streptophyta; Magnoliopsida; Fabales; Fabaceae. The transcript has 3 exons.